AUCGGUCGUUCUUCCAAGAAACCAGAGGAAAAAGGAAGAGGCGAAAUGGAAGAGUGUAUGAGAGAAUGUAUGAGGAAGCUUGCGCUCUGGUUCACGAGAACCUUCAAGCCGAUCAUCACUCACGACGAGCUUGUUCCGAUCAUGGACACGCUCGGCUUCGUGGCGCUUCCUCACGCCGGCUCACCUGCUUGGAAGGAGUACGUGUACGUCGCCGGCGGAUGCCGCUACCUUUUACCGGCGGAGACGCCGCUGCCGCUGCCGCCGCGGCCGAGGCUGCCGUACCCUAGGAUCGACGGCCUCCACAUCUGCACUUACCGCGCGUUCAUCGAUGCCGUUAACUUCUACCUCGAGAUGAGCAACACUUCUGAUCUCUUCCACAUUCGGGGGAUGCCGCUCCAUCGGAUUUAUGACAAAAAUAAGAAGUGGAGAAGGAUGGAGGAGGAGGACAGCGUAUUUGUUUACAGAGACGGAACAUUGGAACAAGGGACAUACAAUACGUAUAAUGUGAGCAAGAGCCCCAACAGCAGCAGCAGCGGCAACAGUCUCAAGCGCAAGUCAAAGGUGAUCCGUAACGAGGGUGACAGCAAUGUCUCCCUCACUGCCAUUGUUCGAUUAAAUGACAUCAUUGUUUCAUAGUGGUUUUAUGGUUCACACCAUAAACAGAAAAAAAGGAAAAAAAAAAAAAAAGAGAUAUAGACGUAAACCCCCCACCAUACAAAAAUAUUCUGUUGGAUUUCCAUAUCCAUCAUUUCCUUUCCCUUUUUUUUUUUUUUUUUUUGGGGGAAUUCUCAAAUUCUCUCUGUUUAACGUUUUAUAUUUCACCUGAAUACAUUGAAAAAAA
This is a messenger RNA of Vitis riparia (riverbank grape), 841 nucleotides long. RefSeq lists its product as uncharacterized. The coding region runs from base 46 to 636 and encodes 196 amino acids. The transcript is spliced from 2 exons. NCBI's taxonomy places the organism in Eukaryota, Viridiplantae, Streptophyta, Magnoliopsida, Vitales, Vitaceae. The record is from RefSeq and is a predicted model, not a curated record.